Molecule: messenger RNA, 1149 nt
Organism: Arachis ipaensis
Lineage: Eukaryota; Viridiplantae; Streptophyta; Magnoliopsida; Fabales; Fabaceae
Product: F-box/kelch-repeat protein At3g06240-like
Molecular function (GO): protein binding
Source: RefSeq, a predicted model, not a curated record
AUGGAGGAGAAGAAGCAGAAGAGCAUCAAUGAAAUCCUCCCUGUAGAGCUGAUUCAGAGAAUCCUACUGAGGAUUCCGGUCAAACAUCUUGGCCGCCUCAAGUGCGUUUCGAAACUUUGGUACUCUCUCAUUUCCGAUCCAGACUUUGCGGAAUCGCAUCUUCACCUCUCUCUCGCACCCACUCAUGCGUGCCUAAAAUACUCCACGGAAGCUUACGUUAUUCACCUAGAAGAAGUAUUUAAUGGCGACAAUUACGAAGUAAAAGAGGUAUCUUUCCCUUUCGAGAAGAAGCCACCUUCUGGGUUUGGUGUCGUGGGGUCCUGCAGAGGGUUUGUUCUCUUUUGCCGACGGCCAAAUCUUUUUGUAGUAUGGAACCCAGUCACUGGAUUCAGCCAAAGAAUAUCUUGCUCUUGUAUCGUUCAUGAUAGUAAGGGGAGGUCCGUUAAGUUUCCUGGUGAUUCGAAUCUGUAUGGAUUUGGUCAUGACGCGUCACGGGAUGAUUACUUAGUUGUUGUAGGUUGGCUAGAUGGUGGCAACUGCCAACACUUAUAUUGCUUCUCCUUGACAACCAAUUCAUGGAUUAAUAUUGAUGUUGCACUCCUCAAACCAUUGGGUAGUAUAUGGUGCCGAUCUCGUGGGUUGUUCUUGAAUGGCUCUAUUCAUUGGUUGUUUUCCUCUCUUGAAGGUGAAGGUCUUCUUAUAUUUGAUUUGAAGGAAAGAAGCUUUUCAAAAAUAUCUUUGCCUGAACAACUCAUAAGGCGUCGUAAUCACAGAUUUGUCAUACUAGGAGGGUGCCUAGCCUUCUAUUCUCAUGACUAUUUUGAACAUAAAACAGACAUAUGGGUGAUGAAAGAAUACAAAGUGCAGUCAUCUUGGACUUUGUAUGCGAUUCCUGGUUUAAAUUUUGAUCCUCUAUGCUUAUCCAAUGGUAGUGACAUUAUUGGAGUAGAUCCUUUGCCGGCAUCUAUUCCGGUUGGAUCAUUAAAGCUUGUCAAAUAUAAUAUCAGAGAAGAGCUGCUCCAGCAUUUUACAUGUCCUCCUCGUCUUCAACACUAUGCUUACUACUAUGGAAGUUGCACUUAUACAAAGAGUCUCUUGGUGCUCCCUAGUAAUAGUAAGCAUAAGGAUAAGAAGAAGAAUGUUAUUUAA